CGAUAACUCUCGAACCGUCGCGGCUUUUACCGAUUAAUUAACGGAACUCGGUUUAACGGCAAGUCGCCGCUCAGACCCCGUGUGUCCACACGGCGGCGUCACAGAGCCGAGCCGCUUCCCCCGCCGGCUAUUUUUGUCCGGGCACGCCGAGUGUCGGGUUCCAGCGGGCCGCCAGCUCCCCUCUCUGCCCCCGCCUGCUUCGCCAUGUUGUCGGCUUAAAUCUGUGGGCCAGUUUUCAGACUUCACCGCAGAAAAAGUUCCUCUGCCGGCUUCAACCGUACGAAGAUGUCGAGCGUGUCCUACCACAUCUCCAACCUGCUGGAGAAGAUGACCUCCACCGACAAAGACUUCAGGUUCAUGGCCACCAAUGACCUGAUGCUGGAGCUGCAGAAGGACAGCAUUAAGCUGGAUGAGGACAGCGAGAGACGAGUGGUGAGCAUGCUGCUCAAACUGCUGGAGGACAAGAACGGGGAGGUGCAGAACCUGGCUGUGAAAUGCCUGGCGCCUCUGGUGAGUAAGGUGAAGGAGCCGCAGGUGGAGACGAUCGUGGACGUGCUGUGUUUGAACAUGACGUCAGACAAAGAGCAGCUGAGAGACAUUUCCAGCAUGGGACUGAAGACCGUCAUCGCUGAGCUGCCGCUGACUUCAUCAGGCUUGACCCUGACAGGAAGUGUGUGUAAGAAGAUUACCUCCCAGCUGAUUGGUGCCAUGGGCAAACAGGAAGACGUGUCUGUUCAGUUAGAGGCUCUGGACAUCCUGUCAGACAUGCUGGGAAGGCUGAGUGGUGCACUGGUCAGUUUCCACAGCUCUCUGCUCUCCAGCCUGUUGCCUCAGUUAACCAGCUCCAGAAUGGCGGUCAGGAAACGCUCCAUCUUGGCUCUUGGUCACCUGGUGCCCUGCUGUAGCCCCGCCCUCUUCUCCCAGCUGACGGAACACCUGAUGACGGAGCUGGCCGAGGGUCCGCCCACAUCAAUGACAAGGACGUACAUCCAGUGCCUGGCCACCAUUAGCCGUCAGGGCGGCCAUCGAGUGGGGGAGCAUUUAGAGAAGUUGAUCCCAAUGGUGGUAAAGUUCACCGGGGUAGAAGAUGAUGAGCUGAGAGAGUAUUGUUUCCAGGCCUUUGAAGCGUUUAUACGCAGGUGUCCAAAGGAGAUGUCCCCUCACAUUGCCACAGUGACUCAGCUUUGUCUCAAGUUCAUGACCUUUGACCCCAACUACAACUAUGAUGACUGUGAGGAGGAGGAUGAAGAUGGGAUGGACACAGAGGACGAGCUUGAGGAAGAGUCGGACGACGAGUACAGCGACGAUGACGAUAUGAGCUGGAAGGUGCGGCGCUCUUCCAUCAAGUGUCUGGAGGCGUUGAUCAGCACACGCCUGGACCUCCUGCUCUCCUUCUACUCCUCCAUCUGCCCCGCUCUGCUGGCCCGAUUCAAGGAGCGCGAGGAGAACGUCCGGGCCGACGUCUUUGCUGCUUUUUCAACGCUGCUGAGACAAACGCGGGUGGCAUCGAGUCGCCAAAGCCUCAUCGCGCCUGGUUCUGAUCCCGGGGUGAGAAGAGAGGAAGAGCCGGCAGUCGCUUUGCUGAAGGAGCAGGUGCCGGCGACGGUGAAAGCUCUGCACAGACAGCUGAAGGAGAAGAGCAUCAAAUCUCGACAGGGCUGCUUCUGCCUCCUCACUGAGCUGGCUCACACUGUACCUGGAUCCCUGCAAGAGCACAUACCUGCCCUCAUACCCGGCAUCGUUUUCUCCCUGAUGGACAGGUCCACACCGUCCACCAUGAGGAUCGAUGCUCUCUCCUUCUUCAACGUCCUGCUCCUCUCCCACCCUCCUCAGGCCUUUCAGCCACACAUGCAGGUACUGCUGCCCCCAGUGGUGGCAUGCGUCGAGGACACUUUCUAUAAAAUCACCUCGGAGGCUCUGCUGGUCAUCCAGCACCUGGUCAAAGUGAUGAGACCGCAGGGACAAGCCGGAGGAUUCGAGCCCAAACCCUUCAUUAAAGAGGUGUUUCCAGUAACGAUGAAGAGGCUCAAAGCAACAGACAUCGACCAGGAAGUGAAAGAGCGGGCGAUUUCGUGUAUGGGUCACAUUGUGUGUCACCUUGGCGACCACCUGGGGGCCGAAGUUCAGGGCGUGUUGUCGAUCUUUCUGGAGAGAUUAAAGAAUGAGAUCACAAGACUAACAGCAGUUAGGACCCUCACCCUCGUCUCUGCGUCUCCGUUCAAGGUCCACCUGUCAUCCAUCCUGCCAGAAGCUCUGUCGGUGCUGGGAUCUUUCCUGAGGAAGAAUCAGCGGGCGCUGAAGCUCGGGACGCUGGCGUGUCUGACGGCGAUGGUCGCUCAUCACGCUGCCAGCAUCAAACCUGCGGCGCUGGAGCCCGUGCUGAGCGAGCUCCCCGCUCUGGUGGAUGAGAGUGACAUGCAUGUUUCACAGGUGUCCAUCACCCUGCUGACCUGUGUGGCCAGAGCCUACCCCUCCUCGCUGGCUAAGAUCAGCUCGUCUGUUCUGCCGGGAGUCUUCAGACUCAUCCAUUCGCCGCUGCUGCAGGGCAGCGCGCUGGAAGCAAUACUGGAGUUCCUGCGGGCCCUGGUGCUGUCCAAAACCACUAAUCUGAGCUACAGUCAGUUGCUGAAGUCUCUCUCGGAGCCGUUUCACAGACCUCGGUCCUCUGCAGACAGCAGCAUCAUCCACAGGCAGUCCUACCACUCUGUGGCUCGCUGUGUGGCUGCUCUGUCCUCUGCUUCUCCCAAAGAGACUCCAGGCACCGUGGCCGGCUUCAUACAGCAGGUGAAGAAUCCCGGCUCUCCCGAGUCUACUCGUGUCCUCGCCCUGCUGUGUCUGGGGGAGGUGGGGAGGAACGGCAGUCUGGGAGGAAGUAAGGAAGUGCAGGGAGUCAUCUUGGAGGCCUUCUCCUCCCCCAGUGAGGAGGUGAAGACGGCAGCCUCCUGCGCUUUAGGCAACAUGGCCGUCGGCAGCCUGAACGAUUACCUGCCCUUCCUCCUGACGGAGAUCUCAGCCCAGCCACGGAGACAGUACCUGCUGCUUCACUCCCUCAAAGAAGUCAUCAGUGCCUGUGCAGCCUCUAGUCUCUCACCCCACGUGGAGUCCGUCUGGGCCCUGCUGAUUCAGAACUGUGAGUGUCAGGAGGAGGGAACCAGGAACCUGGUGGCUGAAUGUCUGGGAAAACUGACCUUAGUCAGCCCGGCACAGCUCCUGCCCCGACUUAAGCAACAACUGCAGACUGGUUCUCCUCUGGCUCGCAGCACGGUGGUGACGGCCAUCAAGUUCACUAUCGUUGACCAUCCGGCGCCCAUCGACUCUCUGCUGAAAGACUGCAUAGGCCUGGACUCGUUUCCUGCCGUCUGCUCGGUGUGACUGGCAUUUCAAAGCGGAGGAUGCCGAGCAUCUCCGGUGUUGUGCAGGAUUGCUCCAGCUGUGCCCGGCUUUAAACACAUCUGUACAUCAGCUUCAGUUUCCUGCUGAAGUUAAAGCAGUGAAAAUAUUCUAACCCUUCAUGUUUUAGAUGGUUAAAUGUGUUUCUGGUACUGGCCCGGUCCAAAGCAGUACAGUUGUGCUCCUGUCUGCUGACAUGGUGUGAGCAGAGACUGUAUGUAAAAGUAUUGGCGGGGGGGUCAUCCUCCUGGUUUGGUGGAGCCAGAAUUGAGGGUGGUGGAGUGCUUCUAAGUGAUCUGCUGAUGCUCGUUAGUUUGGCAGCAAACUGCAUACAUGUGCAGACUUUGAGGAUCACGGAUGUCGAAGUCGAGUCCUGAGACGUGAUUUGAUCCGAGGAUAAAAUCAAAAUGAUUGUCCCGCCUCCUCCAACAUGAGCCCCCUUUAAUAAAGUCAUUUUGAAUCAGACCUGGAGGAAUCAGACCAAAAUGUAAUGUUACCAAGUGGUUAGUGGUGAACACAGUUGUCAAGUGAAAGGUUGCUGGUUUGAUUCUGGCCAGACACACAAAUCCCCUUUGGUGUUAGAAAUGGGAUUCAGUGUAAAACUGACUGUGGCGACCCCUGGUGGCAGCUGUGAGCAGCGUUGUGCCGAGUAGCCUCAGAUGGAAGCUGGUUUCUGACGCUAAAAUAAAAACUGCCAUCCAUAACUCCAAAUUUAAAGUUAAUAAAAUUUUGACUUAAUUUCAACUUGAAAUUCAACUCUAGGAUGGCAAAAUGAAUUCAGCUUCCGUAGCCUCCUGAUGCUACUGUGAGGUGUAAUGUUAGUUAGCUUAAGCAUUUAUAUAAUGUUAGCCAAUCCAAACAGAGGUUUGUCUUCAUCAGCAGGGACAGAAAAUGGUGACGUACCACCAUACCUGCUCCAUCAGCAAAGUGGGGAGGAGCUGUCACAACAACUUCUCCUCCUCCUCCUCCAUGUAAGGACAGACUGGAGCACUUGUAGGUGCAUGUAGCCGGUUCCAGAGGAUUUACAGCCUUGGUACAUCCUGUCCUAAAAUACAGGUUUUUGUAUAAUUAAGUGCCCAGACUCUGCCACAUCAUUUGUGUUAUAUUGAGGAGCCUGCCUCGAGUGGUCAUCGUAGGAGCUGCAGUUGUCACUUUUGUGUUGGUAGCAUUUUUCAGCCCCAGUUUGAUGGCUGGAGGUGCUGACAUCAGUCUACUGUAGGUACACCGACUGACUGACCUUAUAUCUGAAGUGUAAUCCUGAAUCAAAUAUCUAAACCUAGACGAGGCCUCGAAAAGCACAAAAAAAGCUGUGAUGC
Molecule: messenger RNA, 4706 nt
Organism: Archocentrus centrarchus (flier cichlid)
Lineage: Eukaryota; Metazoa; Chordata; Actinopteri; Cichliformes; Cichlidae
Gene: cand2
Product: cullin-associated and neddylation-dissociated 2 (putative)
Exons: 21
Coding region: 286-3372 (1028 amino acids)
Biological process (GO): SCF complex assembly
Source: RefSeq, a predicted model, not a curated record